GAGAGAGCGAGAGAGAGAGACAGAGACGCACACACGUAUACACAAACGGAACUUGUUACUGUCGGAGUGUGUGUGUGCUCUUUGCAGGGUUUUUAUUUUUUUUGUGGGGCGCGUUGGACUAGUUUGGACUAAUGAAUGAAGAAAAGAGACAUCGAUACGAACAUUUAAAGUACAUUGUCGUUCAGUCCACUUUGAGUUGAGAAGAAAGGCAUUUACAAGGAAGCGAAAGUCCAAAAUGCGGUUGACACCUUGAAGUGGCAAGUGUUAAAAGUUUUUUUUGAACGCGUUCUGGAUGACGCCGGCACAGAGAGAAAGCUGCCAUGGAAAGCUGUGAAAUCCGACAGUGGACGCAGCCAGCUGGGAUGCAAAGUGCAUCUGAGCCGCGCCGUUUGACACCAUUGAGAAGACAACCAAAGUGACUGCUUGCUUGAGUGUCCACCAUCAUGUCCUUCUCCUCUGCAAGGAAGCUGACUCUGUGCGAGGCCCUGACCUUUGUCCUGCUACUCGUCGCUCCCGCCUGCCUGUCCUCCCUGCAGAACGCUUCCUGGGUUUCUGCAUGGAAUCCUUAUAGUGAAGGCUUGUUGGGCCGUCCUGCACGAACCCGACGCCAGCUGCACUUUAGGAAUGAAUGGGCAAGCUGGAGCGGCUGGUCUGUGUGCUCACGAAGUUGUGGGGCCGGUGCCUCUGUGCGCACACGAACCUGCACCACCAGAAACCCAGCGGGAGGACCAUGUGGAGGUGAUCCGAGACAAUACAAGAUCUGCAACACUGAGGAGUGCCCUCCUGGCUCAAAAGAUUUCCGAGAGAUGCAGUGUGCUGCUUUCAAUGACAGACAGCUGGUGACAGGAAACUCCUUCAGAUGGACUACCUUUCAUGGAGGCUCCAACCCCUGUGAGCUCAGCUGCCUUGCCUUGGAUCAUAACUUCUACUACAACUUUGGACGUGUGCUUGAUGGCACAGCCUGUGACAAAGUACCUGGAGCUGUAUGUGUCAACGGACGCUGUCUGAAGCCUGGCUGUGAUUCCAUCUUGGGUUCAAAGGAGCAAGAGGACGCUUGCAUGGUAUGUGGAGGGAAAAACACCACCUGUCUUCACCACAGGAGUGUUUACCAGAGCAAUGGCCUGGAGGCAGGAGGACCUUUUGGAUACAAUGAAGUAGCCAAGAUACCAGCUGGAGCCACUCACAUCCGAGUCACGGAUAACAGCAGGAAUUAUCUUGCUCUCCAGAAUGGCCGCUCCCAGUUUGUGAUCAAUGGAAACUGGAAGAUCAGCGUCCCGGGCGAGUACAAUAUAGCGGGGACCAAACUUGUAUACCGGCGGUCAGCUGACACCUGGGAGAGCUUUGAGGUCCCGGGGCCUACCCAGGAAGACUUACGUCUAAUGGUUCUUGCCACAGACAGAAACCCAGGGAUUGAGUAUGAGUACUGGUUACCACCAGACAAGUACAACCUUCACCAUGGGAGGAGAAGUCCACUGCGUCAGGCUCACCACAGUCCCAGCUACCUGCCCUGGAAGCAACCCACCAUUACAACCACUAUCGCCACAAUCACCCCUACGCGGCCUCCCCCAGUGAGCACCCGUCCCUACUGGUUUGUAAGGCCACUAAAGCCACCACGGCAGCCUUUCCGCCAUCCCAUUUUGCCUCGCCUAGAACGAGAGGAGAACCACAGAAACCUGCUGCCUCAACCCGUGCCUGGAAGACAUUGUGGGAAAUGCCGGAGGGUUAAGGGUCGUCGAGAACGCAAGAGGCAGUAUUGCCAGAAGGAUUUUAUUUUCCGGGCCAGAGUCUUGGGGAAGCUGUACAGAGGAGAGGAGACACGUUACGACGUCCAGAUCCUUCAUACUUACCGGAACGGCUUCCGCCUUGAGCAUCGUGAGUUCCUUUGGGUCCCCAAUGUGUGUGACUGCCCCAACCUGGAGAAGGGCAAGCAAUAUAUACUGAUGGUGCGCCGACACAUUAACUAUGAGCAUACGCUAAACCGCAUCCUGCUGGAAGAGGACAGCUACGUGGUACCGUACAGACCCAGAGAGGACGAGCUAGUGUGGCAACUGGAGAGGCUGUGCAACAACAGAAGACAUAAACAUCCUGCAGCGAGAACGGACUGACACACAGGAUGUGGUUCAGCUUUUGCUUUUCUGGACAUUCAUCAAUCCAACGCCGGAUGAAUACUAGAGUGUUGUCACUGGAGAGAAAUGACAGCCAGAUGAAACUCUCCACACGAAGAAACCAAAGAGACUCUUGAGUUUAUUUAAAAGCCUGGAUGGUUUACUAUUAUACAGAGCACUUUAGGUGGACACCUGCAGCCACCUGUAAAACAUAUACCAAAGAGCAGUGACUGAAAAAUGCCCAUUUCAUUGCUGUUUUUCUAAAUCUAGUUAAUUUUAUGCACUAUAUUAUUUUUGACAGCAUUAAGAAAAAAAUCCAUCUUUUACCACUUUACAAUAAGGCUAUCAUUAUAACUUGAUUAAUAGGUUUCUAAUGGACGUAUAAACAUUUUGUAAGAUUUUAAUAAGCAUGUCUAAAUAAUCUAUAACAAACUAAUAUCAACAACUUCAUUUGGCAAGUUCAAGCGACUACUCAACUUUAGUGUUCUCUCUUUUGUGACCCUUUGGUCAUGACGAGCAUCCGCCAGUAUUUUAUAGUGAAAUGGAUAUAAUUAACUCACUAUUCAAUCAUAUGUUUUGUAUUCAAGUCUCAAGUGCAGUGCAUCUAUUAGUCCAUCCCAGGGGCGUCACUAGGUUUUAUGGAUAGGGGAGAUGCACAGGAUGGAAGUGAAUGUAGUGCGCAAGCAUAAAAUUGCUGAGAAAUUGCUUUUUUGGACAGAUUUUAACAUAAUACAAUACUAGGUAAAAGUUCAAAGUCACUGUUAGAUUUAUAGUUAUUUGUCUGUUUUUAAAUCCAGUACACAAACACAGCAAGUAUAUUUACAGCAUUUAUUUAUUUAUGAGUGUGUGUGUGUGUGUGUGUGUGUGUCCUGUUCGGCUAUUAGGUCAAGCAGAAUGGUGGAUCUGUAUCCCUUUUAUGCCGGAACAGUUUUACUGUGUCACAGUGGAGUUUUUAAGCUGCAGCUGUGGUUUCUUAGUAUUAUAAUUGAUAUUUAUUGAGAAUCAGAUUCGAUCAGUCGAACAAAACAAGUUUUCAAGAGGGAAGUGAGAAAAGAAGACAACAAAAGCUGAAACACUAACUAUAAACAAGAUGUGAAAAGUAAAUCCUUAUAUAUCUAGAACAAUGACACAUUAGAUAUGAGUGUGGUAUGGGACAUUAGUGCUACACCCUGUGAGGGAAGGACAGGACAAGAUAGAACAGGACAAGGAGAGGAGAGGAAGCAUGCAGGACAAGGGUCGUGAACCCGGCGGAAGUGUGGUGGGAGUGGCUAUGUACAACCCCAAUUCCAAUGAAGUUGGGUCGUUAUGUUAAACAUAAAUAAAAACAGAAUACAAUGAUUUGCAAAUCAUGUUCAACCCAUAUUUAAUUGAAUACACUACAAAGACACUUAGAAUUUUAUGGCUGCAACACAUUCCAAAAAAGCUGGGACAGGUGGCAAAAAAGACAACACCUGUUUGGAACAUCCCACAGGUGAACAGGCUAAUUGAAAACAGGUGGGUGCCAUGAUUGGGUAUAGGAGCUUCCCUGAAUUGCUCAGUCAUUCACAAGCAAAGAUGGGGCAAGGUACACCUCUUUGUGAACAAGAGCGUGAGAAAAUAGUUGAACAGUUUAAGGACAAGGUUCCUCAACGUACAAGUGCAAGGAAUUUAGGGAUUUCAUCAUCUACGGUCCAUAAUAUCAUCAAAAGGUUCAGAGAAUCUGGAGGAAUCACUGCAUGUAAGCGGCAAGGCCGAAAACCAACAUUGAAUGCCUGUGACCUUCAAUCCCUCAGGCGGCACUGCAUCAAAAACGACAUCAAUGUGUAAAGGAUAUCACCACAUGGGCUGAGAAACACUUCAGAAAACCAAUGUCAGUCAAUACAGUUCGGCGCUACAUCCGUAAGUGCAACUUGAAACUCUACUAUGUAAAGCAAAAGCCAUUUAUGAACAACACCCAGAAACGCCGCCGGCUUCUCUGUGCCCGAGCUCAUCGAAGAUGGACCGAUGCAAAGUGUUCUGUGGUCCGACGAGUCCACAUUUCAAAUUGUUUUUGGAAAUUGUGGACGUCGUCUACUCCGGGCCAAAGAGGAAAAGAACCAUCCGGACUGUUAUGGACGCAAAGUUCAAAAGCCAGCAUCUGUGAUGGUAUGGGUUUGUGUUGGUGCCAAUGGCAUGGGUAACUUAAACAUGGGAAAGAAUUCCAUCUACAAAGCUUCAACAAUUAGUGUCCUCAGUUCCCAAACAUUUAUUGAAUGUUGUAAAAAGAAAAGGUGAUGUAGCACAGUGGUAAACAUGACCCUGUCCCAGCUUGGUUGGAAAGUGUUGCAGCCAUAAAAUUCUAAGUUAAUGAUUAUUUCCUAAAAACAAUAAAGUUUAACACUUUGAACAUUAAAUAUCUUGUCUUUGUAGUGUAUUCAAUUAAAUAUAGGUUGAACGUAAUUUACAAAUCAUUGUAUUCUCUUUAGAUUUAUGCUUAACACAACGUCCCAACUACAUUGGAAUUGGGGUUGUAAAUGAUAAACGUCUAUUGGGCCAGUGUGGGAGUGAGAGGAUACCCAAGCAAUUUGCAUAUUCAUGAGUUAUUUGACCCAAUAAGUGAGUGGCCCCACACCCAUCGAAAAAAGUCCCAUGGGUGUGUGUCUGCAGACACAUGAAAGUGAAUUGACACCUUUUCGCAUGGACAAUGACUGACAGAAGUGCCGUGUAAUUGCUGUUGCUGCACCGCGGUGGCUGAGCACCUCACCCAAUCAAUCGAGAGGCAGGCUCGGGACCAGCAGUCCACCCGAGAGCACCCCGGCGGACUGGAUACGUCCCAUACCGAGGGACCCAGCGCAGUCCGCCAGCCCCACCGAGGCACCAGGCUGCUGCAGGGACCCAAUGCCACCCCUCCAGCCCCCCAGCCCCAAGACACCCCCCCAACCCGCAGGGCUCACGAUGCAGGCAGUCCCCGCCCAGGCUGAGGGUGGGACGGUGUUCUUUGUUUGUUGGAAAGGAGGCCGGAUAGGGGCGCCCGACAAGGGAACGAUUAGAAGGGGAACCCAGGGAACAGCCGCGGACGUGGCAAAAAAAUGCAGACGUGUUACAGUGUAUGUAAAACUGCAAAAAAGGUCACUGUGUCGUCACAAAGUCACUCAGUCAGUCCAGCAUUUUCAUUCAUUCAUCUUCGGUACCGCUUUUCCUCACUAGGGUCGCGGGGGUGCUGGAGCCUAUCCCAGCUAUCUCCGGGCGAAAGGCGGGGUACACCCUGAACAGGUCGCCAGCCAAUCGCAGGGCACAUACAAACAAGCAACCAUUCGCACUCACAUUUACACCCCAGCAUUUUCAAUUGACAAAAAAAAAAUGAAAGAAUCAUUCGAGGUGUUAACAAUAUUAUCAAAAUCAAAUUAACAGCUGCUAUCACCAGCUACUUUGUGGGUGGAAGCAUCAAUGAAUGCUGUCUCGUGGCAAAUCUGUCUGUCACUCUGUUUUGACUCAGAUGCUGAAGUUUUUUUUUUGGAUUGACAUUAGUGUAAGACUGAAUUUUUCCCCUUCAAGAUACAUUGAAACAAUUAAUAACUUAUCAAUUUUGAGGCUAAUGACAUGACUUUGACUCGCAACACAAUAACUGCUCCCAGAUACUUUUUAAGUCACAGAUGUUAUAUUUUGGGUGCAUAUGUGACUGAAAUGGUUGAAGAAAAAUAUUACUCAAUUACCUUUAAAGUGCAACCAAACCAAAAAUACCAACACCAAUAAUGUCUUGUAAAUUUGGCACAUCACAGAGAAGAGUCUUGUUAACAAGCCUGACAAUGAAUGAAUGAAUUUAAAAAAUAGCGAAGUUCAUGAAAUCAGGCUUCAAAAUGGCCAAGAAUGGAAACAUUCACCUUGCAGAUACUGUGGGCGUUUCGCUGAGAGCUCUAAACAAUCCUGCCUCUCCUGUCAAUCAAAUACACGUACCACCUUCCAUCUCUUACGGCUCCUUUCCAGGUAACUAGAUAUCACCUUGCUUUCACAGGCUGCAGAAAAGCACCCUCUGAGCCGGCGUAAUGACCAUAAACCAUGCUGCUCCCUCCUUUGACAUUCAGCGGGCAACGUGCUUCUGUGGCUGCUGAAUGGUUUCUCCAUAAGCGGCCAAUGCAGCGCAAUGCUCUCCGGUCCCCAUAUAUAUAUAUAUAUAUAUAUAUAUAUAUAUAUAUAUAUACAUAUACACACACACACACAGUGCCACCAGAAAGUAGUCAUACCCCUUCACGUUUUCCACAUUUAGCUAUGUUAAAGACAGUGCUGCCACAGUUACCUUGAAAAAGAAGUUACUUUGCUGAUUACUUGAUUUCAAAAGUAAAAGAUAAAUUCAGUUGAUUGAACAUCAUUUGGAAUGGCACACACCUGUCUAUAUAAGGUCUCAUAGUUGGCAGUGCAUAUCAGAGGAGAAACCAAGCAAUGAAGUCGAAGGAAUUGUCUGUCAACCUCCGAGACCGGAUUCUUUCAAGGCACAAAUCUGGUGAAGGAUGCAAAAUAAUUUCAGCAGCAUUGAAGGUCACAAAAAGCACUGUGGUCUCAAUUAUUCAGAAAUGGAAGAAGUUUGGAACCACCAGAACCCUUCCUAGAUCUGGCCGUCCGACCAAGUUGAGUAACCAGGGAAGAAGGGCCUGGUUCAGAGAGGUGAACAAGAACCCUAUGGUUACUAAGGCGGAGCUCCAGUGUUCCCUUGCGGAGAUAGGAGAACCAUUCAGAAGGUCAACCAUUGCUAACACACUCAGGCUUUUAUGGUUGAGUGGCCAGACAGAAGACACAUCAAGGCAUAUGGCUGCCCACUUGGAGUUUGCCAAAAUGAUUCUCAGAUAAAAUUGUUUGGUCUGAUGAAACCAAAAUAUAACUUUUUGGCCUGAAUUCCAAGCGUCAUAUCUGGAGAAGAAGAGGCACUUUUCAUCACCUGGCUAACACAAUCCCUACUCUGAAGCAUGCGGGUGGCAGGAUCAUGCUGUGGGGCUGUUUUUCUGCUGCUGCUACUGGCGACUAGUCCGCAUAGAGGGUGAGAUGACAGCUGCCAAAUAUAAAUUCUUCAAGAGAACUUGCUCCAGAUUGCUCUGGAAUUCAGAAUAGGCAACGAAAAUGACCUGAAGCACAGAGACAAGAUGACAAAGGAGUGGCUUCAGGAGCAGCCUGUGAAUGUCUUUGAGUGGCUCAGCCAGAGCCCGGACUUGAAUCCAAUCGAGCAUAUCUGGAAAGACCUAAAAAUGGCUGUCCACCGACGCUGCCCAUCCAAAUUCACUCAGCCUAAGAGGAUCUGCAGAGAAGAAUGGGAGAAAAUGCCCCAAAACAGGUGUGCCAAGCUCAUAGAGACAUACCCAAGAAUACUUGGGUAUGUUAUUGCUGUUAUUGCUGCAAAAGGUGCUUCAACAAAAUAUUAAGCCAAGGAUGUGAAUACCUCUCAUGUUUAAAUGUUUACAUUUUCAAUACAUUUCCACAACUGUCUGAAAACAUGUUUUUACUUUGUCAUUAUUGGAUAUUUUAUGUGCAUUUUUUAAAGUGAAGGGGUGUGAAUAUUUUUUGAUGGUAAUGUAUAUGGUUAAGUCCUGGAUCACAGACUUUGUCACAACACCAGAGAAGAUAGCUGCCGCAUUGUGGCUGUCGCCUUUUAGCAACCACUUUCUCCCGUGGUCUGGCGCCAUCUCGGUGCUGUAAAAUGCAUAAAUCCACGCUGGCUGGCAAAAUCUGCUUCUACUAAACCAGCUCGUUAGCAGGAGGUGACUAGCUGGCUAGAUCUGUUGAAUGAAUUUUGGAUAAAUUUAUCCAAUUCAUUUGCUGUGGUUGCAGUCUGCCAUGAAUAUCCGUGCAGCUCCUCACGGCCAUCGCACACUGUGUUCUGCGGAAAUUAUUGUUUCGAGGAAAGGUACAGCUCCGUGAUGCACGUCAUCGAGUACAACUGGGGCUAAAACUGCGCAGAAAGUCAAAAUUGGAGUAGACGUAAACUAUACAUUGCUCACAUUUUCAUAAUAGCCACACUUCAACUGUGAGAGACAAAAGGUGGGAAAAAAAUCCAGGAAAUCACAUUAGAUGAUUUUUAAAUAAUGUAUUUGUAUAUUCUUACUAAAAAUAAAUAUUUAGACACAGCAUGAAUUCUGCCUCUUACAGACCUAUUACUUCAUCUUUAAGAAGCUCUUCUAUCUACCUGUAUUAAUGGCACCUGUUUUAACACCAUAUCUAUAUAAAAGAUACCUGUCCACACCCUCAAACAGUCAGACUCCAACCUCUCGAUCAUGGCCAAGACCAGAGAGCUGUCUCAGGACACCAGGGACAAAAUUGGAAACCUGCUCAAGGCUGGGGCUACUCUACAAUAGACAAGUAUCGUGGUGAGAAGAGACCCACUAAAUUGGAGGAAAUACAAGAUGACUGAUAAUCUUUCUCAACCUAGGUCUCCAUGCAAGAUCUCACCCCAUGGGCUAUCAAUGAUCUUGAGAAUGGUGAGGGAUUAGCCUAAAGCUACACAGGGGGACCUGUUCAAUGACCUGAAGACAGCUGGGACCACAAUCACAAAGGUUACCAUUAGUAACGCACUACGUCAUCAUGGAUUAAAAUCCCGUAGCGCCCAAAAGGUCCCCAUGCUUAAGACAGCACAUGUCCAGGCCCGUCUAAAGUUUGCCAGUAACCAUCGAGAUGAUCCAGAGUAGGAUUGGUAGAAUGGCAUGUGGUCAGAUGAGGCCAAAAUAAAACCUUUUGGUAUAAACUCCACUCGCCGUCUUUGGAGGAAGAAGAAUGAUGAGUGGCAUCCCAAGAAUACCAUACCCACUGCGAAGCAUGGGGGUGGAAACAUCAUGCGUUAGCGCUGCUUUUCUCCAAAGGGAACAGGGCGACUGAUCCAUAUUAAGAAGAGGAUGAAUGGAGCCAUGUAUCUUGAUAUUUUGAGUGAAAACCACCUUCUCUCAGUAAGAGCAUUGAAGAUGGAACGCGGCUGGGUCUUCCAGCAUGACAAUGACCUCAAACACACAGCCGUGUAACUAAAGAGGGGCCCCAUGAGAAGUAUUUCAAGGUCCUGUAGUGGACUAGCCUGUCUCCAGACCUCAACCCAAUAUAAAACCUGUGGAAGGCGUUCAAAGUCCGUGUUGGCCAGCGACAGACCCAAAACAUAACGGAUCGAGAGAAGAUCUGCAUGGGAAAAUGGGCGAAAAUACACUAUAUUGCCAAAAUUAUUUGCUCACCUGCUUUGCCUUACAUAUGAUUUUCAGUGAUAUCCCAUUCUAAAUCCAUAUGGUUUAAGAUUAUGUUGUUCUACCCUUUGCAUCUUUUACAGCUUCAACUCUUCUGGGAUUGCUUUCAACAAGGUUUCGGAGUGAGUUCAUGGGAACUUUUGCCCAUUCUUCGAGGAGCACACUGAUGUUGGAUGAGAAGGCCUUGCUAACUGUCCACUCAAAAUAAACCCAAAGGUGUUCUUUCGGGUUGAGGACAGGACUCUGUGCAGGCCAGUUAAAUUCAUCCAUACCAAAUUCUCUCAUUCAUGCCUUUAUGGACCUAGCUUUGUGCACUGGUGCACAGACAUGUUGGAACAGGAAGGGGUAACCCCUAAUCUGUGCAUCAGUGCACAAAUUAAGGUUCAUAAAGACAUCGAUGAGAAAGUUUGAUGUGAAUGAAAUUGACUCGCCUGCACAAUCCUGACCUCAACCCUACAGAACACUUUUGGAUUAAAUAGACCGGAGACUGAGAGCCAGGCCUUCUCGUCCAACAUGGGCGUGUAACCUCACAAAUGCACUUCUGGAAAAAUGGUCAUAAAUUCCCAGAAACACACUCCUAAACCUUGUGGAAAACCUUACCAGGAGAGUUUAAGAUGUUAUAACUGCAGAGGGUGUGCCAAUGUCAUUUUAAACCCUAUGGAUUAAGAUUAGGAUGUCACUUUCUUCAUAUGAGAGUCCAGGCAGGUGAGCAAAUAAUUUUCGCAAUAUAGUGUACCUGCUGCAGUGUGUGAAAACCUGGUCAAGAAUUACAGGUAAUGUUUGACCUUGGUAAUUGCAAACAAAUGUUUCAUUACAAAGUAUUGAGUUAAACUUUUUGAUUGUUCGAAAAUUUAUAUCCCAAAAAAUAUACAAAUAAAUUAUUUAAAAAUCAUACAAUCUGAUUUUCUGGAUUCUUUUCUCUCACAGUUGAAGUGUACCGAUGAUGAAAAUCAGAGACCUCUCUCGUCUUUUAAGUAGGACAACUUGGACAAUUGGCGCUUCGAGGUCAUAUCUGGAAAAAUGUCAUAUUUGAGACUGGAAGAAUGGCUCAUGACCAGAGAGAGCCAAUCACAAGCAUCGGUUAUAGAAGAAGGAGGAGAUAUUGAAACUUGCAGCUAGUUUUCAAAGGAUACACGUCUGGAAACAACGAGUCCCUGCAACUUAUCAUCGCGGAAUACAGAUACUACGCUGUAUCAUGGUUCUUCGCUGUCCCGCUAUAGUGUUGAUUUUUAUUACAGUUGUUACUCUAUUUUUUAUACUGUUUGUACAGUAUUUUGUGUUAUCCAUUGAUCUCUCUCGCAAUAUAUUAUCAGUGUUUAGUUUUUAAUAAUUUUUUUUAGGACGCUAUAUUUUCUCCAAAACUAUAACGACAAACAACAGUAUCGUUGAUGUUUUAUUAUAUUAGAGCAUAAUAAUGCAAGUACAUCCUUUUUAAAAACAAUUAAUUUAAAGAAUAUAUUUAACAUUGACUUUGUAAUGUAGAACCAAAAAAAAACUUGCAUAAAUAAAAAAUAUUAAUAAAACACUCACAAAAAUGUUCACAAAAAAUGCACUUGAAAAAAUAUUGCACAGAUUAAUGCCUUAACAGGCAAUAUACUGCCAAUCAGGUUUCCAGGUGGUUCAGACAAAGUGCAAAGUAUUGCAACAUUAAUAACAGCACAGCAAGUAGAUCAAAGCAACCUGAUUUGAUGGAAGAUUUGUACUACUUUUCAAAAGUCUGCAGCCUUUCUUUAAAGACUGCUUUGUCAACAUGUUCAAUGGCUACAUCGCUACAAUAGUGAGUAUGCUAUACUGUAUAUAAUGUGAGCAUACGUGCACCAUAUACGCUGUCACGUUUGUAUUUGCAUUGUUGGGCAAAAGGUUCCAUAAUUGCAAGCUGAUGGGAAACAACAAAUGUCCCACUAUAUUUUUUGUUCUCAUCUGAAGAAAUUAGGUGGGACGGUCAUGUUUAAAAUGGAUUAUGUCACUCUGAGGUUUUAAGUUGUGCGGUCUUUGUUGCGACUUCAUACAAAUUCGACGUACCAGCUCGUUGGUGUUAGCGGGAUGGCUGUGCUCAUCUGACUUGAAUCCAAAAUGUUCCCACAUCGACGCGGUGGUGUUAGGCUUUGGAACUAAUUCCAUUUAUGCCGCUGUCAUGGGUGUGUGUUCCGGUUUUUGUCUUCCCCCUGUUUCAUACACACCUGCUCCUGAGAGCAUCUUCACCACCUGUGCCUCGUUCACUCUAAUUACUGCUUGCGUUUAACCUCGUGUCUCAUUCUUUCUCGUCUCCAGUUCGUUGUACCUUGUCGUCGCGUUCCAGCAUUCCUUGUUUCCACAGUAAUACUAAACCCUGUUCCGAUUAUCGACCUCGCCUUUUUGUCUCAUGUUUUUGGAUACUGUUGCCUUUUUUGGAUUGCCUGCCAGUGUACCGACCUCUGCCCGUAUAUUAAACAUCUCUUUUUUUAAACUGUC
This is a messenger RNA of Phyllopteryx taeniolatus (common seadragon), 11719 nucleotides long. It is a transcript of the gene adamtsl5, whose product is annotated as ADAMTS like 5. Lineage: Eukaryota; Metazoa; Chordata; Actinopteri; Syngnathiformes; Syngnathidae. Gene Ontology annotation, cellular component: extracellular matrix. Gene Ontology annotation, biological process: extracellular matrix organization. The transcript has 14 exons. Gene Ontology annotation, molecular function: protein binding; metalloendopeptidase activity. The coding region runs from base 444 to 2105 and encodes 553 amino acids. The record is from RefSeq and is a predicted model, not a curated record.